This is a messenger RNA of Cyprinus carpio (common carp), 1164 nucleotides long. RefSeq names its product GTPase IMAP family member 8-like. NCBI's taxonomy places the organism in Eukaryota, Metazoa, Chordata, Actinopteri, Cypriniformes, Cyprinidae. The transcript is spliced from 2 exons. The record is from RefSeq and is a predicted model, not a curated record. The coding region runs from base 253 to 960 and encodes 235 amino acids. Gene Ontology annotation, molecular function: GTP binding.
GAGAGCGAUUUAGACUCAUCACCUAUGUAAGUUUACUUGACAUCCAGUACAGUAGGUGGCGACAAUGUUCAUAAGGAUUUAUUCGCCAUUGAACAAUAAGAAGAAAAAGUAGAGAGGAGAGGCUCUGAUCGCUCUGCGCAGCGCUGCCUCAAGUCGAACACACCUUAUUUCAGUUGGCUACUCACCUGAGACCUGCAGAUCACAAAAGGACAAACCUGAGCGUACAAGACAUUAACACAGUCAACUCCAACAAUGGAAGAAGAUCUGAGGAUUGUUCUGCUGGGUAAAACUAGAUCUGGAAAGAGUUCAUCAGGAAACACUAUACUGGGUAGAAAUGUGUUCAGAGUGAGUAACUAUGCUGGGCCUACAACCAGACAGUGUUUAAAAGAAAGAACAACGACUGGAGCAAAUGACAUCUCUGUGAUCGACACACCUGGACUGUUUCACACAGCCAUGAGUGAAAAACAUCUGAAGGCUGAGAUUGAGAAGAGUUUGCAGAUGUCUGCUCCUGGUGCUCAUGUGUUUCUGCUGGUCAUCAGACUCGGGAGAUUCACCGAGGAAGAGAAAAACACAGUCAAGUGGAUUCAGGAAGAUGUUAAGAGGUUCACCAUGCUGUUGUUCACAGGAGCUGAUCACUUAAACAAACCUUUAGAAGAAUUUCUGCAGGAAAACCACGAGCUGCAGACGUUAGUGGCUGAUUAUGAGGGAAGGUAUCAUGCCUUCAAUAACGUGGAGAACAAUGAUCAAGCUCAAGUCAAUGAACUGCUGGAGAAAAUCAAUAACUCAGUAGUUGAAAUAAAUAAAGGAUACUACACCACUGAGAUGUUCAAGAAGACUCAGAGAAAGACAUUCAUGAUAAAAUUGUUAAAGAUAAUUGGCGUUUUAACAUUAACAUAUGUAUUAUAUAAAAAAGGGAGAUUUUGGCAGAAAGUGACAUAUAUAUGUAAGCAGUCCUAUUAAAAUAUUUGUAAUUUUAAAGAAAGUAGACUACUGCAAUAUGCUGUGAAUAAUCAGCGUUCAGUGACUGUGUCCCAAAUCACACCCUACACCCUCAUUCACUAUUCCCUACAUGAGUUUACUAAUAUAGUCCACUUGACAGAGAGAAUGAAAGCAAGUGAGCGAAUUCAGACACUGAUGAACAGCUGCUGUUAAGAUUUUAUAUAU